Messenger RNA from Prunus armeniaca (apricot), 1254 nucleotides. NCBI's taxonomy places the organism in Eukaryota, Viridiplantae, Streptophyta, Magnoliopsida, Rosales, Rosaceae. The record is from the annotation of a GenBank genome assembly.
AUGCCUUACCACGACGUUUUGAAAUCUGGGGCUUUAGAUAAUCAAGAUGAAGAGAAGAAAGAAGAAAAUAAAGAUGAACAGAAGAUGGGAGAAAAAAAAGAUGAAGGGAAGAAGGAAGAAAAAAAAAGAAAAAAGAUGAAGGCAAAAAGGAAGACACAAAUGAUGAAGAGAAGAAAGAAGAAAAACAAGAUGAAGAAAAGCAUGACGAGGAGAUGGAUGUAUCCGUUUGAAAGAUAUAUGAAAGUGCUAAAGGGGUAUGUUCAGAAUCGUACUCGUCCCGAAGGUUGCAUUGCUGAGCGGUAUAUAGCUGAAGAAGCUGUAGAGUUUUGUACCGAGCAUUUAUCUGAUGUUAGUACAGUUGGAGUGCCUUCAAGCCAAAAGAUGGGAGUUUCAAAGCCAUUAUCAGGUUGCACAGUGAGCGUAGUUGAUCGGGACCUGUUGAACCAAGCACAUCUAUAUGUCUUGGAGAAUACGGAGGAAGUCCUACCUUAUAUCGCGCAACAUAUGAUCCACAUCCAGACCGCUUAUCCAAAAUUUAGAAAGAGAACAAAGUGGCUGCAGGAUAAGCACAAUAGCACUUUCAUUCAAUGGCUACGCUUCAAGGUUCAAAGUGAACUUAAUGAGGAAGACAAUCAUGGCGUAUCAGAAAAUUUAAGGUGGCUAGCAGCUGGUCCAAACAUGGCAGUGCCAUUAUAUAGGAGCUAUCUCAUUAAAGGUAUUAAAUUCAACAUCAAGGCACAAGAUGAUGUGCGGACAACUCAAAAUAGUGGAGUUUAUUUACUUGCACAUACUAUGCAAGUUGCUAGUGCCAAGGAUAAAAACCCAAUUCUCUCAAAUAUGGGUUUCUAUGGUGUCAUUCAAGAAAUUUGGGACCUUGACUACCAAAAGUUUACAAUCCCAGUCUUUAGGUGUGAUUGGAUUGAUAAUACUUCUGGUCUUGUAGUGGACGAACUUGGAUUUACCCUUGUAGAUUUGAGUAAAAUUGGACAUAGGAAUGACCAAUUUGUUUUGGCUUCUCAAGUCAAACAAGUAUUUUUUGUUGACGACCCGAUGCAUCGUGGUUGGUCGGUAGUGUUAUCAAUGCCUAAUAGAGAAUAUAAUGAUGUUAUUGGUGAUGAUGUCUUAGGUGAUGUGAGAAUUGAGUGUGAGCCAUUUACUAGGGGGAUGCCAAAUGUUGACACAUUUGAUGAAGUGGUGGUUGAGUUAGGGAGUCAAAAUAUUCGAGAUGGGUGUGAAGAUAUAUGGGUUGAAUGA